AUGGUUAGCUGGAAAUACUCAAAAGAACGUUUACAAAGAAAUCCUUUUGUUGCUAAAGUUGUACGUGUGAAAAAAGUAAUUUGUAUAUGUGGAGAUACAAUAAAAUUUAAUAGGAAAUAUGAUAAAGAUUAUAUUAAUUGGUAUACAAAUGGUCUAGAAUGUAAACGGAAAAAACAAAAAAAAAGUGAAGUAGAAGAUGUAAUGGAUGAUGAUAUUAUUACAAUAGAUGAAAAUAAGGAUGAAAUUAAUAGAGAAGAAAAUGCUAACAUAGAGAUUAUUAAUCUAGUAACUAAUCAAACUAGUAGAAAAAGGAAGCUAUGCAUAGGAUUAUAUUUAGAUUUGAUUAAACAAUAUAUUGAUAGAACACUAGCAUGUUAUAAUAGAGCUCACCAUGUUGAACAUGUUGAUAAAGAUUGUAUUAGUGUACGUGCUAAAGAAUAUACAGGAUAUUCUAAAUCAGGAAAAAUAAUUUGUGAUGAAUGUUUAAUCUUAAAACAUAAUUUUAUAUUAGCAAAUCAUCUUGCUAUUCCAAAACAAGCACCAGAAAAUCUUAAAUUUACACCAAAAUUUUAUUUUGAGAAUAAUUCCUUAAAAAAGCAUUUGCAAAAUCAAGACCUUUUAAUGAUUCAAGCUGCAAUUCGUAAAGAUAAUAAUAAAGACAAACAAAAUAUUCGAUAUAAUGAAGAUUUUACAAACUUUCUUGUAAUAUUAGGAAGUUUUAGUACUUGGGCUCUUGAUCUUUUUCAUCAAAAUUUGGAAGGAUGUACAAUACAAAAUAUUCAUAAACUUCGAACUAAUGAUGAAGAUGCCCUUACAAAUCUUAACUUAUCAUUUGAAAAUAUUGACAAAUUUAAAAGGCCAAUUGAUACAUUAAAUUACCAGGACCUAUUGUUGCUAUAUCUGAUAAUACCAAUAGUUAUUGCAUUAAUUGCCAAUAACGGAUCUGAUAAUGUAUCAACUAUAACUGGCUUUUAUCAAGAAUUAUUAACUCAAAUAGCACCACAACUUAAUCUUUCAAUAUUAUCAAUUGGAUCUGAUAGUGCUAUCGUUGAAUUUAAAGCUCAAGUUGCAAUUAAAAUAUAUUCAACAGAUGAACAAUUAACUUUCAAAAAUGAUAAACUCAGAGUUGAUUUUAGCUGCCCAAUUUUUCUAAAUGUAGGAUCUGUUAUUCAUAUACAAGAUCCUAAGCAUGCUAAAAAAACUAGCCAUAAUAUAAUUAUGUCUGCAAAAUUAUGUACUUGGCCAUCAGAUAUUAAUAUUGCAACAACUAUUAAAUAUUCUUACAAAUUGGCAUCUGAACUUGCCAAAGUACUUGAUAUGAACUCGACUUCAAAUACAAAUAAUUCAUUAUUACUUCUAUUUGUAAUGAUAAAGACACCAAAUUUGGAAAUAUUAACUGGAAUUAAAUCAAAUUCAGAAUUUGAAAAUAACUCGAAUGAAUUUUUUAAAAUUGAUAAAGAAAUCUCUAAUGCAAUUAGUCAAGCUUUCAAAUAUACCACCAAAGCUAUUAAUGAUAUUUUUGAUUUAUUGAAUAUUAAAGAUACUGAUGAUCAAAUUUACCAAACACAAAUUAUUUCAAUUUUAAAUAAUUUAACAAGAAUCUUUAAUAAUAAGCAAGUUGAACAUA
Molecule: messenger RNA, 1627 nt
Organism: Racocetra persica
Lineage: Eukaryota; Fungi; Glomeromycota; Glomeromycetes; Diversisporales; Gigasporaceae
Source: the annotation of a GenBank genome assembly